AUGGUUCCCGCCACCCGGCAAAUGACGAGUGCAGCCGUCUAUGCCCACCUUUUGGACAACGUACUUCUUCCCCAAGGGCAUCCUAUCCGUCUCAGUUUUGAGCAGCAAGGAUAUGAAUCGGCUGAUGAUCUCCUGUGUAUUUUUGAGAAUGAACUUGAGUCUCUUGGAUACACUCCUUCUGUCCUUCCCGACGGCCCGGAAAACCCGCCUACCAUUCCCCUUCUCAUGGCGCACCGACAGAUCAUACGUCAUUUCUUGCGCUGGCAGGCAUCUUUGGAACAACAAAAGGGGACACCUUUGAAGAACUCCGAGCUUGUUGCACUUAACAAUGAAGAUUUUGUCAUUUACCGUCGCUCAGCCCUUGGUCAAGUCUCGACAGCAACUGCACCGGUUAAUGCUUCCCCAACUGUUCAGAGCCCCAUAGGAAAGACACAUUUGGCUGUUGAGGACUUCAAGCGUGGGAUCAAACGUGACAAAACUCACUAUCCCGUGCUUAAAGAUGAUCGGUACUGGGACAACUUUUAUCGGUCGUUUGUUGUUACUGCCGUAACACAUAACGUUGACAAAGUUCUAGAUCCGACGUACAUCCCUACCAAUCCUUUGGAGAAAUCCCUUUUUGAAGAACAGAACAAGUUUGUAUAUUCUGCUCUAGAGCAUACUCUCCAGACGGACAUGGGCAAGAACAUUGUACGCGAGCAUAGUUUCGACUUCAAUGCCCAGGAAGUUUUCCGUAAGGUUGUGAAACACUACACAGAGUCCGCUAGCGCGAAGAUUAGUUCGUCUACUACCCUGGGAUACCUUACAACUGCAAAGUACGGAUCGUCAUGGACUGGCACAGCAGAAGGUUUUAUUCUUCACUGGAAAAAUCACUUGCGCAUCUACAACGACACUGUUCCUGCUGGUGAACAGCUCCCUCAGCAACUAUGCCUUAGUCUUUUGGAGAAUGCUGUUCAUGAUGUACCUGAGCUUCGACAGGUAAAAAUCACUGCAACUCUUGACUUAGCAAAGGGAGGUAAUCCUAUUAGCUAUGAUGGUUAUCUCAGUCUACUACUCGCAUCGGCAUCACUCUACGACAACGGCAAUAAUCUAUCUAAUUCUCGUAGUGGCAAGAACAAGCGCAACAUCUAUGCUAAUGAACUAGAGUACAAUCCGAUGGAUUUUGAGAGUAAACCGGAUGUAGACUAUGAUAUAGAUGUGUCACCGACCGCAAUCUACAAAGCCAAUGCUCAUGCCCGUAACAGCAGUUCCCGGAGUCGUACUCCGGCAGCUAAUCGCGAGCGACCUUACAUCCCUCGUGAAAUGUGGAACCUACUCUUCGACGAUGCCAAAGCCAUCCUCCAAGGCUUAAAAGCCCCCGGGAAGCAGGCCCCAUUGAAUAAUAGUUCGCCACACCAAUCGUUGCAGACCAAUACGCACGAUACCAUUGGCGCGGAACAAAUCACAACGGACACCUUCCAUGAUUGCGCACCCGAAACUGAAUUGCUUGCCCACCUGACUGAGCGUGUUAGUCGCAUGAGCGACGGCGACAUACGUAACGUUCUUGCCGCAUCUCGUGAUGGUCCCCCCUAUGAUGAGCCCAAACCACUGCAAUCUAACGUACUUCAAUAUCAAGUGUCUCGUCACAACGUCAUUGAAACUACGGCAGCCCUCGUCGACCGUGGAGCCAAUGGAGGUCUUGCCGGCAGUGAUGUCAUGGUCUUGCACAAAACAGGUCGUUCUGCAACCAUCACAGGCAUCAACGAUCAUACCUUGUCCGAUUUGGACAUUGUCACCGCUGCUGGCUACACUGAAUCCCAAAAUGGCCCCAUCAUUCUCAUUAUGAACCAAUACGCCCAUUUGGGACAGGGUAAAACUAUCCACUCCAGUGCACAGCUUGAACACUAUCGCAACCAUGUCGAAGACCGUUCCCGUACCGUAGGAGUUAACCAGCGAAUUGUAACAUUGGACGACUACAUCAUCCCAUUGCACAUUCGACAAGGACUCGCGUAUAUGGAUAUGCGGCGCCCUACCGACAAGGAACUUGCGUCCCUUCCACACGUUGUCCUAACCUCCGACGUCGACUGGGAUCCCUCCGUACUUGACCACGAAAUUGAUCUCGCGACCUCUUGGUAUGAUGACAUAUACGAUUUGCCUCAAUCACCUUACGUCGAACCAUGUUUUGACCAUACAGGCAAAUACCUCCAUCGUCACAUUUCCUUUUGCAACCAUCGCGAUGACGCCGUUGACCGUGUCUUAUAUUGCCAACAGCACCUCGUCACGAAAAAUGUGCAAGAUUAUGAGGCCCUUCGUCCGUGUUUUGGAUGGGUCUCUGCUGAAACCGUUCGCAAGACCAUCAUGGCGACCACGCAGCAUGCACGCGAAGUAUAUAACGCUCCGUUACGCAAACAUUUUAAGUCUCGCUUUCCCGCUCUAAAUGUACACCGUCGUAAUGAACCAGUUGCUACCGAUACCAUUUGGUCCGACACCCCUGCUGUCGAUAAUGGUGCUAAAUUUGCACAACUUUUCGUUGGUCGACGGUCCCUUGUCACCGACGCUUACCCCAUGAAAACUGAUAAAGAGUUUGUCAAUACCCUUGAGGACCAUAUCCGUUACCGGGGUGCCAUGGACAAAUUGAUUAGCAAUCGUGCCCAGGUUGAAAUCAGCAAAAAGGUCACCGAUAUUACACGCGCAUAUAAUAUCGACCAGUGGCAAAGUGAACCAAACCAUCAACACCAAAACUUUGCCGAACGUCGUAUCGCCACUAUCGAGGCUAAUACCAACAACAUUCUCAAUCUUUCCGGUGCCCCUGAUUCCGCCUGGUUACUUUGCGUGACAUAUGUUUGUUAUGUUUUCAACCAUUUGGCACAUGAUUCACUAGAUAACCGCACUCCCCUUGAAGUCCCCACCGGCUCCACGCCUGAUAUCAGUGUUCUCCUUCAGUUUCAUUUUUGGGAACCGGUCUAUUAUAAGCUCGAAAAUGCGACAUUUCCUUCUGGUGGUACUGAACAACAAGGACGUUUUGUUGGCAUCGCCGACUCCGUCGGCGACGCUCUCACUUAUAAGAUCCUUACCCACACCACCAAUCGCAUUCUUCAUUGCUCUAGUGUCCGUUCUGCGACCAUUCCCGGACAAACCAACCUACGCCUUACGCCACAGGAUGGGGAGAGUGGUCCUAAACCCAUCAACUUUAUCAAGUCGCGUAGAACCGAAAACAAAAAUUCCUAUGCCAUUAAGGAGUUGCCUGGUUUCACACCUGAUGACCUUAUAGGUUGUACGUUCCUCACCGACACUCGGGAUGAUGGGGAGCGUUUGAAGGCACGAAUCACGCGGAAAAUAUUGGACCCAGACAAGCCCUCGGAUGUAAAGCAUACAACGAAAUUCUAG
Molecule: messenger RNA, 3363 nt
Organism: Phaeodactylum tricornutum CCAP 1055/1
Lineage: Eukaryota; Bacillariophyta; Bacillariophyceae; Surirellales; Neidiaceae
Exons: 2
Coding region: 1-3363 (1120 amino acids)
Biological process (GO): DNA integration
Molecular function (GO): nucleic acid binding
Source: RefSeq, a predicted model, not a curated record